CAGUGGAGGACCGUCAGCUGCGCGGCCCUGGGAGGCUGAACCACACUGGCCUGACUUCCCUCCGCUGGUCGUUCUCCACGGCUCAGAGGACUCAGGAAAGCUGGCCGUGCCCUUGUGCUUCCCGGAGGAUGCUGCCUGGCCCUCCGCGCCAUGAACAGCACCCCGAGGGAUGCCCAGGCCCCCGGCCACCGCGAGGGCCUCCUGCCGUCUGUGGCCCGGACCCCCUCCGUCACCCGGGUCCCGCCAGCCAAGAAGAUAACCUUCCUCAAGCGAGGGGACCCGCGGUUUGCCGGGGUUCGCCUGGCGGUCCACCGGCGAGCCUUCCGGAGCUUCGGCGCUUUGAUGGAUGAGCUCUCUCAGCGGGUGCCGCUCUCCUUCGGGGUGCGCUCCGUCACCACGCCCCGGGGCCUGCACGGCCUCAGCACCCUAGAGCAGCUGCAAGACGGCGGCUGCUACCUCUGCUCCGAUAAGAAGCCCCCCAGGACCCCCAGCGGGCCGGGCCGGCCACAGGGGAGAAGCCCUUCUGCUCAGCCGCGGCGGGAUUUUGAAGGUCGCUGCGAGGCACCAGGCACAGCCUCUUCCUGCAAAAGUCUCAAAGCCCCGAGGAGGAUAACGCUGGUUAAGAACGGGGACCCUCGAUUCCAGCAGGCAGUGGUGCUCAGUCACAGAAACACCAGGAACCUGACGGCCUUUCUCAGCAAAGCCUCGGAUCUGCUGCACUUUCCCGUGAAGCAGGUGUACACAACCGCUGGCAAAAAGGUGGACUCUUUGAAGGGCCUGCUGCACAGCCCCACAGUGCUGGUGUGUGCUGGUCAUGAGUCCUUCAGACCUCUGGCGAUGGAAGAUGUCAGAAGAAAUGGAAGCGAACCUUCAUCUGGAAAGACUUCAAGGAACAAAAGUGGGAGCUGGGGGCCAAAGGCCAAGCAGAGUGUGAUGCACGUGCGGUCCAGGCCGGGCAGCAGGCCACGGCAGUUUUCCUUGCUGUCGGAGAAGUCUGGGCUCAGCGACGCCUCGGUGCCCCUGCAUCGUGCCUGCAUGUGCCCUGCCCCCGACAGGCACCCUCCGGACACGCCUGCCCAGCUCGGCCCGUUGGUGGCCAGUGAAGACAUCGAGAAGAAUGUGCAUGUGAACGAGGAUGGCAGCCUGUCCGUGGAGAUGAAAGUCCGCUUCCACCUGCUGGGGGAGGACCCACUCCCAUGGUCCAGGAGGGUCCAGAGGGCCAGCACCCUCACGGCAGCCAGUGGGGAGGGCCCCGUCCCAGGGGAGGCAGAACCCCUCGGCUGUGUGUGGAAGGGCCACCCCGGGGACCCCUCAGAGCCUGGGGUAAAGGGACUGGGGCCGUGCAAGGCAGGAGGCGUGGGAGCCUCUGACCGAGGCCGGUGGCAGCCGGGGACCAGAUAUGAGAUCUGGAUGAACCCCCUUUAUGCCUCCCAGGGAGAUAGGAUGGCCUCUUGGAGGAAGUCAGGGCUGACCCAGAACUCCCACUCCAGAGCCCUCCGGAGCCAAGGGGUGGCCAGCAGGAAAAGAAGGAGCAAGGACAGUGCCAGCCCUGCCUCCAGCGAUAGAUCCCCCGAAGGCUCUGAGCCAAACUCUUCCUGCUGCUCCAGAUCCCUGGAGGAUGGUGUGGGCAGCUGUGGCACACAUCUGGUCUCAGGGGCUGGAGAGGGUGCAGGUGAGGGAGCAGCACCUGGCCGCGGGGGGCACCACCGCUGCCUGAAACCCAGGACCCGCGGCCCAGCAGGUGCGCUUCGUGACUCCUCGACGAGCUGCAGGUCUCACGAGGAGUCUAGUGAAAGGGGCGAGCCACAGCAGGGCCGCCCCAGCAAGACGAGCAGGGCCGUUACUUCCCUGGGGGCCACCCAGUGGGGAGGCCCCCAUCCCCCCACUGUGAGUCCCUUGUCUGUAAGGAAAGAGAGCCCACAGGAAGAGGAGAAUGGACAGGGCGCCAAGUACCCCCAGGCCAGGAGUGGGUCUGGGAUGAAGCUGCCCUUGGCUCAGCGUCGGGCUGGCUCUGGGGAGGAUGCAGGAGGCUGGUCCCCACCUCCUGCCUGUGCCUCAGCCCCGGGCAGGAGCAGAAAGCAGAAGAGCAGAGCCAGCGCCCUGUCCUCACCAAGCAUUAUUAUCCUCAACCGAGGGGUCCAGAGGGACCACUCCAGGCAGCCCCACAACCCAGAGGACACCCACUGCCCACUCGACUUGCCUGUGUCCAGGCCAGUGCCAGGGCUGCCCAGCAGAGGCAGGGCCUGCCCAGACAGCCCAGUGCCUGGCCUUUCUGAAAGCCCGCAGAGCACCAGGAACCAGGAAUCCUGGGACCCAGGGCUGCCCUUCUCUGCCUCUCUUCAUUCCCAGGACACACGAGGACUCAGCAGCAUCCCCAUCACCCCUGUGAGCAAUUCUGACUGUGUUUCCAAUUUCUACCCCCCAAACUCCCCCUCUGCUGAGACCGAAGGGGGCCCUGCAUUCAGGGUGUGUUCACCGGCUCCCACACCUUCAAACACAUCUGGCUGUUUCAGCUCCCAGGCUGAUGGCCUGGGUGAAAAGGCAGUGGGUGACAGUCCCAAGCCUUCCUGGCCGUUGGUCCUGCCAGUUGGGUGGGCUGAGGGAGGGAGGCCGGGAGUGCACCGGGGCAGCUGCUGCUCACAGCUGGGCACAUCCCCAGCCCGCGGGUACCCCCGUGCGAAGAUGCGGUCACUGCCAGUCUCCCAGCCUCAGGGCAGCCAGGGGCCCUCUUCUGAGGCCUGCUUGGUGUGCAGCAGGUACUGUCCCAUGCCCCCCAGGCCACAGCCCUCAGGCAAGAAGCAUCCUUCAGGCAGCCUCAGCCACAGCGAGGGCGACUGCAGUGCUGAUGGGGAGCCGGGUGGGGAUGAGGCAGGGGAGGAAAAGUUGGACGUGUGGCACCCUCGGCCCCCUGGCUCUCAGGGAGGGGCCAUGGGGAGAGCAGUCAGAGCUGUCAGAAGGGGCAGCCCCCACAGCGGUCCCAAGCUUGGGAGGAUGUUCCGGGGGAAGGUCUCGGGCCAGGGGGAAGGCCUGGAGGAGCAAGAGGAAGGUGGCAGUGUGAUGCUGGGCACCCUGCCCCGAGCCUCCCCGGAGGCCGUGGUCCAUGCAUGGCUCAGCAACAUCCCAGAGGAGCCCAUGAAAUAUGAGAUGGUGGAUGCGGGCCAGGAUGUGGCUGGACAUGGGCUGGAAGGCCCCUGCGAGGACCUUGCUGACAAACAUUCCCCAGAUAGCCUGGAAAGGCUGAUUCAGGCCAGACAACUGCCCCCGGAAGGGGCCGCCAACAAGAAAACAGAACCAGAUGGAGCCCUCCCAGUGACUGGCGGUGCUAGUCCCAAGUCAGGAGAGGGCCUGCCAUGCCGUGGCGUUUCAGAAGCCCCUACGGAGGCUGGAACAGGCAAAGGAGCGGCUGUGGACAGUGGGAUGGACCAGUGCGUGCUUCCCAGCAGGGUCUCUGCCUCCACACAGAUCAUAAAGGCACUGAUGGGAUCCGAGCCAGGCCGGCCCAGCAGUCUGCCCGAAGUGUCCAGCCCAGCGGGCAGGAGGCUCGGCCGCUCGGCCCAGGCCCUCAUCACCUGUCUCGCUAGGCUCCGCUUCUUUGAUGACAACCUUGGGUCUCCUGCUGGCAAAGUGAGGUUCACAGACUCUCCUCGGUACCAAGAGCUCCUGAGCACCUUCCAGGUCCUUUGGCCGGGGAGUGGCCUCGGGCACAGUGAGCUGGACUCGAGCCUCCGGGAGCUCGGCUGGUUCCAGGCCCCGCCAGCCCUCGAGUCCCACCCUGCAACUGAGGACUUCACGCCAACAUCCUCCUCUGGAGUGGACGUUGGCAGUGGUUCUGGAGGCUCGGGGGAGGGCAAUGGACCCUGCGCUGUGGACGGUGCCCUGGUCCCUGAGAGGAUGGAGCUGCCCUUAAGCAUCCCCUGCCAGAGGCCUGAUUCCAGAGCCUCAGGGAACUCAGAGGACCCAGGAAACCAGCAGAGUGGUUCCAAGGCUGGUGGUGCCUCCAGCGAGGACGGGGCAGAAAGAAGAAGUGAGGAGCUGCCGUUAGGCAGUGACCUGGACCAAGGAGUUAGAAACGUGAUGCAAGAAGAGGGGGUACAAUUAGAGGGAAUAAAAGAAGAAAAAGAUAAAGCAGAACUGCAAGAAGAGGAUGUCCAAGGAGUUCCAGAAGAGGAACCAAUCAAGGGAGGAGACUUGUCAGGGGCGGGCUCUCAGGAUGGGGCGGGUGCCUGGGAAGACAAGAGCCUGCAGGGAGAGGAGGCAGGAGACCCCUCCUCAGCCACGCUGAGCCCUCCAUGGAGGAGAGAGAGCCCAACAGAGUCUCCCAGGAGCCUCAGGGACAGGGCCCCGAAUGCCAGUGAGAGUCAAAGUGGCCCCAAAGUCGAGCCCGCUUUGGAGAAGUUGCCCAGAGCAGCUGAGACAGGCUGUGGGCAAACCCAGGCCAAACUCACCCAGGGGGCUGGGGAGAGGGGCACUUCCGUAGCCCGCAGAGGGUCUCUGGACCCUGACCCCCUCUGGGUGUCCAAGUUGCUGAAAAAGAUGGAGAAGGCCUUCAUGGCCCACCUCGCCACUGCCACGGCCGAGCUGCGAGCCCGCUGGGGCCUGGAGAGCAAUGACCUGCUGGACCAGAUGGUGGCCGAGCUGCAGCAGGACGUGGGCCGGCGACUCCAGGACAACAUCAAGAAGGAGCUCCUCAAGGUCCAGAGCCGGGUGGGGGGCACGGCGCUAGGGCCGCCCAGGGAAGCCCUCUGCCUGCAGACCGAGCAGCGUAGGCAGCACCUCCAGGUCCUGCACAACCUCUCGGCCUUCUCUGAGCAGAUGCGGGACUGGGGGCCCCCCUCCUUCUCUCUGGAGGAUGUACCAACCUUCAGAGGAGCCCUGGGAACCCGGCUGGGGGAGGAGGUCGAGGGGGAGGAGUUCUGUCCCUGCGAGGCCUGCAUGAGGAAGAAAGUGGUCCCUGCAUCUCCGAGGGAUGCAGGGCGGGCAGCCAGCGCACCCAUCAGAAAGGCCUUUGACCUGCAGCAAAUUCUGCAGAAGAGGAAAGGAGGGUGUGCUGACAGGGAGAUAGCAGAGGCGGCCCCUGAGAGGAGGGUGACGGAACCCCUUCAGAAGGACCCCUCUGGGACUGGCAUUGUCCGGGGAGCUGACGGAGACCCUGAGCUGGGAUCAGGCCAGGGCCCCGGGGCGGAGGAGGGGGGUGAGACCCUUGACAGAGAUGAAGACCCCCGGUGGGCAGAGGAGGAGGCAGCUGCUGAGAAGAGAGAAGGGGAAACAGACCCCUGUGUAGGCAGCGACCUGGAGUGGGUGGGGAGGGCUGAGCAGGGCGCAGGCAGGGAGGAAGGAGACCAGGAGGUGCGCUCUGGGGCUGAGGACACUGGAGAAGGUGGAGCCCUGGGAGUAGCUGACCUAAGUUCAGGAGAACAGAAUGCUGGUGCCAAAACUGCAGAGGCCCAGGAAGCUGAAGGGGAGGAACAGCCAGAGUGGGGAGGAGGAAAUCGAGGUGAGAAAGAAUGGGGCCCUCAGCUUCGCCCCGGACACGGCCAGUUGGGGGAGGCUUAUGGAAACAGUGGCCCAGAACAGGAGGGCAGGCCCGCGCCUUCCCCGGCCCCAAGUGCAGACACCCCCUGCCAAAGGUCAGGCCCAAAGCCAGGCCUUUCGUCCUCUAGCAUAUCAUCUCUGGGAAACUGCUCUCAGCUCUCUCAGAAAGGCUCUGAAGAAGAGCCUUCAGACAGAUACACGGAGAGCACUGAAGAUGAAUCCAGAGAUGUCCCUGAUCCAGAAAGAAAAGUCACAGGCACAUGUCCAGAAAGCUCCACUUUGGAACAAGAAGGGGCCCCCUUGGGCUCAAGGACUCCAGAGCAGGGGGAAGAGGGAGACCCGGCUCCAGAGCAGGGGGAAGAGGGAGACCCGGCUCCAGAGCAGGGGGAAGAGGGAGACCCGGCUCCAGAGCAGGGGGAAGAGGCAGACCUGACUCCAGAGCAGGGGAAAGAGGAAGACCUGACUCCAGAGCAAGGGGAAGAGGGAGACCUGACUCCAGAGCAGGGGGAAGAGGAAGGCUCUGACUUAGAAGCUGAGAAGGUAGUGAAAAGUCUCCCUUCCACAGAAAUGAGGUGUAAAAGCCUGUCCACAGACAGGACAGAUAGCUUUGGCCAAGACGACUUAGAUUUCUAGAGAUCCAACAGUGAUACAGUCCUGAGUCUGGAGCUCAGCCCACUGGAGAUGCACAAAGGACACAAGCAAAGAUCAAGGAUACGGCCACCCCACGCUGCCCUUGGUUCUAAAUUCUGGGGCUUCCGAGGCCCCAUCAGCCCAUCUACCCAUGGUGUGAGAGAGGGUCAUCUCAGAUCUGCCCUGUUGUUAGAGGUCAGCUGCCCCUCCACUUGCCUGCUGAGGGUGGAACUGCCUGGCAAUGGUCCAGGAGAGGUUUUGUUUGUGUUUGUUUUUUGCUAGUGAGUGUUUCCCUUGUGUUUCUUUUGCAUAUCGAUCUCCAUUUAUUUCUCUCCUUGGCCUCUCUUGGGCACUGACCUCACUCGACUUUGAAGUGCUUUUUUCUAGUCUUGACUGUAUUUGGUGACUAUGCAGAUAUGAAUACUUGGGAGAAGAGGAUAAAGUCAGGGUCAUUGAACAAAGUUUGUUCUUAGCCCUGAAGUCCAAGUGUCUUUCCUUAACUCAUAUAUAUUUUUUGGAAUGAAAAAAACUGGAAAAUGCAAAAAAAAGGAGAAAGAAGGAAAAGUAGCCCCUCAUAACUCCCCCCCUCAGGGGUGACUCAUGGUAGCAGCUUGAUGUAUCUCCUUCCCAUCAUCUUUCUAAUUAUUCAUAGUCGUGCUCACCCUUACAAAGUUUUUUAACGUAAUACAAGAAUUUCCCCUAUUAAUCUCGAAAUCUUCAUAAACCUAUUUUUAAUACCUGGAUAAUGUUUUUAAAGCCCAAAUAAUAUACGAGGGUGAGUCAAAAAUAAUCCGCACUCUGGCUGUAGAAUUUAUUUUAAUUAACUUUUAGAAAAGACAAAUAUAUCAUUUUUCAACAUAAUCUCCUUGCUUUUCAAUACAUUUUGUCCAUCUGUCAACAAGCGUUCAUAUUCCCUCAUUAAAAACUGCUUUAGGCUGAGCUGUGAGCCACAAAUGCACCGCUAUCUUCACUUCAUCAGAAGUCAAUCUUCAUCCUCGUAGGGCUGCCUUCAGGGGACCAAACAGGUGAAAGUCUGAUGGAGCAAGAUCAGGACUAUAGGGAGGAUGCUAUAACACCUCAAAACAAAGUUUUUUGCAGAGUGUUAACAGUGUGGGCAGAAGUGUGCAGAUGUGCAUACUCUUCACAAAAAAGGAAUCACUGCACACUGGUCUUCUUUCGUGCAAAUUGCCAGUGGGGCAUCCAUUUUUGCUCGUGCCGCAGCUGCAGAUAAACUGAUAUAAUACAUUCACACUUGCACAGCAGUGACUGGGGAGACAGUAGCCUUGAAUGGAAAGCGCUGAUAAGACAUUGCGGCCAACAGAAGUUUUGAUAUAACCGAAGUGUGGAUAAUUUUUGAGUCACCCUCAUAUUAUGAGACUAUAAAAUAUUUUUCCACCAUCUGCUGUUUGUUGACCAUUUAGAUGGUUUCCGUUAUUUUUUUCCAUAUAUAUAUAUGUAUGUAUAUAUUUAUAUAUAUAUAUAUUUUCCCCCUGAAUGGCAGAUGAUUUCUUUAGGAUAGAUUCCCAGGCACAGGAUUACUUGGUCUAAAGAUAUUGACUUUUUUAAGGCUCUUAAUACCUUCUACCACAUUGUUUUUCUAAAAGUCCACUAGUUGUACUAAGUUACAUCACCUGGCUCACCACAUUCUCAACCAUGUUUGGUAGAGUCAUUAAAAAUGAAAAAUCUUUUGCUAAUUUUAUGGGCAAAAAUAUUACCUCAUUUCAAUGUGGAACUAUUUCAGCUAUAUUUGAUUGCUAAUGAGAUUAAAGAGUUUUCUAGUUUUUUUUUAAAGCUAUUUGCAUAUGAAUUAUAUGUGUAUGACUUUGGCCCAUUUUCAGCUGGGAUUCUAGCUUUAUGUUUUAAUGAAUUGAUUUAUGUGUGUCAUUUGUAAUUUUUUAAAAACAUUCUAUUUCUCAUUUUUGAGAUUGAAAAAUAAUGCCCUUUUUUGGCACGCUUUUUCUCCAGCAAGCCUUGGACUGGGGCCAUCUGGGUCGGGAGGCCGUUGAUGGGGCAAAACUUCCUUCAUGGGUUCUUUCCAGCAUUCCUGCCCAUACAGGACCACUUUGUAUAUUCAGAAUUAUUAAAACAGAGGCCUGUGCUACAAGAACAGGUAAUGUUCACUGGUUGUUUAAAUGUAAAUAUAAACAUAUAAAAUAAAAUAAAUAAUUAAUAAUAGAAAAUAAAGCAAAUGCUGGGUGUAGGUUGU
Messenger RNA from Hippopotamus amphibius kiboko, 8368 nucleotides. It is a transcript of the gene RP1L1, whose product is annotated as RP1 like 1. The record is from RefSeq and is a predicted model, not a curated record. NCBI's taxonomy places the organism in Eukaryota, Metazoa, Chordata, Mammalia, Artiodactyla, Hippopotamidae. Gene Ontology annotation, cellular component: axoneme. The transcript has 4 exons. Gene Ontology annotation, biological process: axoneme assembly; retina development in camera-type eye; intracellular signal transduction. Bases 151 to 6165 code for a protein of 2004 amino acids.